UGCUUGUUUUUUGUUACUUGGAAGAAUGGAAGGGACCAACAAAAGAUAAGAGCACCACGGCAACGACAAUAAUGUGUCUUCUUGCAUUUCUAGUAUUGCUAUGGUUGCCAUGCAAAGCCGUUCGCUUUCCUUCCAACAAUUAUGUGCAAACAAAUAAUAGUGCCAACUUCAAGGAAAGAAUUUCCCUUCACACAAAUCUAAAUGUAAAUUUAAAUCACGGGUACGUGUCGGAUAUUCAACAUAUUUUACCUCUAAAUUAUAGAAUAACAUCAGAUUCUCAAAAUUUAUCUCGAAACUACGGUCAAAACACGAAAGAAAAUCCUAUUUUAAACUACGAAAAGGCUGUUGAAGACGACCAUUUUCUGAACCAAGAGAAAACGUCAACUGUUCUACAGCGUUCUCUUAGGCAGACAGCGCCGCAAGAAGAUUCGACCUUCCGUUCAAGAUACAUCUCAAACAUCUACGGAGACUCACUACUAUCCCGUAACAAAGUGGAAAAACAAACCAGCAACACCCUUGGUGUAACAGAAAGUGUACGGAACUCUUCGCCUUUCAGCUACAGACAAUCGGAAAGCAAAUUUAAGUUCACAAGUGACGACAACCCGACUGUGAAACACCUGCAACAUGACCACCAAGAUCUCAACACCAGACAAACUGUUGUGAGUGUAGAAGAGAGGGCUGAGCAAACAGAGGAUCGGAGAUUGAGACGGUCAGACCACACGAAGUUGACUAGCGAGGAACAAGAACUCAUGUUACUGGAUGUUCUGCACCAGAAGACCAAUUCUACCAGCAGAGGAUUCGAGUCAACCUUGGCUCAUAUGCUGGGAAAAAUGAUUCCUCAAACAUGCUGGUACAACAGCUUCAAGUUUGAUUGCGGCCUCAGCAUCUCCUGCGUGCUGGCUGGCGGGAAGCCCCUGGACCUGUGCAGCGGUGGGCUUCUCUGGAGCUGCUGUGUGUCCCGCGACAAGAUACACACGAACCAGCAGGAACCGAAUGUGGGAGCCCUCGAGAAUGCCACUUGUGGAGAAUUGUAUACAAGAAGUAAUCGCAUCGUGGGUGGACACAGUUCUAACUUUGGUAGCCAUCCAUGGCAAGUAGCACUCAUCAAGACAGGUUUCCUAUCCAAAAAACUAUCCUGUGGGGGGGCUUUGCUCAACAACAGGUGGAUUGUAACAGCUGCCCAUUGUGUGGCCACCACCACUAACAGCAACCUGAGGGUGCGCCUUGGGGAGUGGGAUGUGAGAGACCAGUCAGAGAGACUCCACCACGAAGAGUUUGGUGUGGAACGAAAAGAGGUGCACCCCCAGUACAGUCCCACAGACUUCCGCAAUGAUGUUGCCCUUGUGAAACUGGACAAGGCAGUGGUUUUCAAGCCGCACAUCAUCCCUGUGUGCUUGCCUGACACCAGCGUGAAGCUUGUGGGCAAGACUGCCACGGUAGCAGGCUGGGGCAGGACUCGCCAUGGGGUGUCAACUGUACCAACUGUACUACAAGAGGUGGAUGUUGAGGUGAUAUCCAACGAUCGAUGUCAACGCUGGUUUCGAGCUGCUGGUCGGCGGGAAACAAUACAUGACGUAUUCCUGUGUGCAGGCUUUAAGGAAGGUGGUAGAGACAGCUGUCAGGGUGACUCUGGAGGACCAUUGACAACAACAAUGGAUGGACACAAAGUUCUGAUUGGACUAGUAUCCUGGGGAAUUGGUUGUGGGAGAGAACACCUACCAGGAGUAUACACCAACAUCCAGAAAUUUGUACCAUGGAUAGAUAAGGUCAUGGUUUAACAGACGAAGAUUAUGAAAAUUGUUCCAAAACUAAAGUCUGAAGCAGUAAGCGAAUAUUUCUGUAGUUUCUGCCUCAGUGGAUUUUUUUCCAUAAACCAAAGCAUGCGCUGUAGGACAAACAGGGUUGUGCCAUUUGAAUACACCUAAUGACGUGUCAUAUAAUACUGAGCUUUAUUCUAUCUAAAGUUACUGAGUCUGUGUUUUAUCAGCAAGUCCUUGUAUGACAUGUCAAUUUUAUUAAAUUCAGAAUGUUCCUUGAGGGAAGUUUAAAAAUUCUCAAAAGGUUGGUAACAGUGACAGAUUUAUCAUACCAUAAUUAUGUUGGAUACUAUCCAUUGUCUAAGGAAUAUUUAAUACAAAUGAUGAUGUGGGAGUUGAUGCUGCUGUUAUCUCAAGAUAACUGGUUAUUUAUUCUAAUGACAUAAAUUUUGUAUUAUUUUUAUUUACAAUAUUAGUGACAGAAAUAACUUCUAGCUGCCCUAGUGGUCUAUUGACAAACAUAAACACAUAGUAUUCAAAGAAUUCUGGAUUUUAUCCUGAUCAGUAAUGUAAAUAUAAAAUAUAAUCAUAAUAAAAUAAAAUUCACCUGAAGACAGGAAUGGAGUAAACUCCUAAAUGUCAUGCAUAUUGAACCUCAGAAAAUGGUUUUGUGAAGAGAAAAUUGUUUGUUUAUGGUUAAAUUUAAUGAUAUUAUCUGUGACUCAAACUGCUCAAUGUCAAAUGACUCAAGGAAAGUGAACGAUGAUCAGGAAAGGACGCGAAAAGAAUCAAGAGGUCACAAUAUAAUUUAAAGCACUGCCAUGUCAUUCACCUGGGGUAGAGUGAAGAAAACCAUAAAAACCUCAGUCAGGAUAGUCAGUGUAUUGGGUUGAGAUUUGAAUCAGGUAUCUCCCUACUUCAUAUAAGAAGAGAACUGCUGAGUUUUCUGGUUCAUCAUUUGAAGAGACUUGUUAGAAUUCACUGAAUCCUGGAUAUCCUGUUGGAUUAUUGAAUUUGUUACAAACAGCAGACAAGAAAAUCACAGGAAGAGGGUCUGGGCUGUAUGGGAGAUAUAAACACAACUGUUAACCUGUGAUUCUUAUGGAUACAGUGGGCACUGGUGCCUGUCCACACAGCACAUCCCAGUGUAAAAAGGUGGACCUGAAAUACUCAUGGACACAGUGGCCAAAGGUGCCUGUCCACACUUCACUUCAACAUAUCCUGAGGUGCAAAUACAGACCUGUGAUACUUCCAGACCACAGUGGACUAAGGUGGCAGUUCACAUCCUGUGGUACAACUGUGGCUUUGUGGCACUUGUAGACACAGUAGCCAAAAUUCUCAUUCAACACAGCAUAUCCUUCAGUCACUGUCAAAGUUUUCAACACAAUCUGCACCAGUCUAGAUUUUUGUGUGAACAUGAGCACGCGUGCGUGGGCAUGUGUGUGUGUAUGAGAAGGGGAGAGAGAGAGAGAGAGUAUGCACAUAUGUGGAAACCUGCAUUUUCAUGCACCAACAGCAUCCUCUGAUGAUGUUUCUAGUGUAUCACAAUGUUGUGUACCUGUCCUACCUUAGUACUGAAUAUCUUUUGAAUUUUCUGCACGACAGGUUUAUCACAGUAAGGCAUGUAACUGCUGUGUCAUUUUAAUGUUGAACAACUGACACUCUUAACAAAUAAUAUCUGAUCAUGCAGUCUAUUUGAACACAUCCUGUGAACAUAUUUCUUCUGAAGAAACUUCCUGUACAAAUAAAUGAAUUGUCAAUA
This is a messenger RNA of Cryptotermes secundus, 3519 nucleotides long. Its product is annotated as serine proteinase stubble. The record is from RefSeq and is a predicted model, not a curated record. The transcript has 7 exons. Gene Ontology annotation, biological process: proteolysis. Lineage: Eukaryota; Metazoa; Arthropoda; Insecta; Blattodea; Kalotermitidae. Gene Ontology annotation, molecular function: serine-type endopeptidase activity. The coding region runs from base 72 to 1778 and encodes 568 amino acids.